Aspergillus novofumigatus IBT 16806 is the source of this 334-nucleotide messenger RNA. NCBI's taxonomy places the organism in Eukaryota, Fungi, Ascomycota, Eurotiomycetes, Eurotiales, Aspergillaceae. The record is from the annotation of a RefSeq genome assembly.
AAAGCUUAGAAUGUUACUGUCUGGGCUGCCUAUGUACAGCUUGUCCCAUCCCACUUCCCGUCUCGCUGUCCAUUCCUGCGCCUUCAAAUGGGACAUGGUUUUGGACCCUCCCACCAAGAGUCUCCUCCAGUCGCCUGAAUCAGACAUACCUCGUCACCCGAAACGGGCUUUCUCUACCCAUCUGGGCGAGGUAUGCUGGUUCCCUGGUUGCUUGGACAGCAGGACUGGUCAGUAUAGGUAUUCUCAGGAGCUCUCACCCUGGUAGUGCUGCAGCAAUCCACAUAUUAUUAUAUAUCUAAUCAAAUCAGUCUGUGAGCAGUACGCUUUAUCACAU